UUGCAGUAUCUGGCGAUCAGCUGUUUGACAAAAUGCAUUAAUAAACUUAAACGUAGCGAAUCUAAAACAAAUAAACAAAUACUAUAUUUAUUUAAUGUAGUUAGUACAAAAUGGAAGUGAAUAGUGAUAUCUUUCAAUAUGCAAACAGAGGUGCUGACAGUAUUGGUUCUUCUGAGGAGACAGAUGGCUUAUAUGAACAAGAAUUCCCUAACAUACGCUCAUCCAUUGUGAGCAGUAGUAGGAAGCUAUGUCGUCCAGCGACACUAACAAAUAAAUUGCCCAUACUCAAAUGGCUACCACGAUAUCAGGCAUCCUUUAUAUUUCGCGAUGCCAUCGCCGGUUUCACAGUCGGUCUCACAACUAUACCGCAAGCGAUUGCUUAUGGUGUGGUUGCGGGCCUGCAGCCGCAGUAUGGACUCUAUGCGGCCUUUAUGGGCUGUUUCACUUACAUCAUUUUUGGUUCCUGCAAGGAUGUAACAAUUGCCACCACAGCAAUUAUGGCACUAAUGGUGCAUGAUUAUGCGAUAAUUACACCGGAUUACGCCGUAUUGAUCUCAUUUCUUGCGGGUUGCACGAUAUUGCUGCUGGGCAUACUUAAUCUUGGCGUGCUGGUGCGCUUUAUUUCCAUGCCGGUCAUUACAGGAUUCACCAUGGCUGCGGCGUGCACGAUUGGUAGUGCACAGAUUAACAAUCUGUUCGGCAUGAAGAGUCCGUCAAAUCAAUUCAUUCCGUCGUGGAAAUUCUUUUUUACGCACCUACCGAAUGUACGUUUAAACGACUCGUUACUUGGCGUCGGCAGUCUUAUAUUUCUACUGUUGAUGAAGCAAGUGAAAAAUAUACCGUACGGCAAUAAGACGUUUUGGAAAUAUAUUUCCCUAUCUCGCAACGCCUUGGUGGUAAUAUUCGGCACAUUUUUGGCAUAUCAAUUAAGUCGUGAUGGUUCGGAACCCUUUAGAAUCACAGGGAAUAUCACAGCCGGGUUGCCACCGUUUCGUGCACCACCAUUUAGCACAAUCGUCGAUGGUCAGGAGGUGUCUUUCACGGAUAUGAUAAGCACGGUCGGUUCCUCAUUGGCAUCAAUACCUUUAGUGUCAAUACUAGAAAUUGUCGCAAUCGCUAAAGCAUUCUCUAGGGGUAAAAUAGUCAACGCAUCGCAGGAGAUGAUAGCGCUCGGCAUGUGUAAUAUUAUGGGAAGUUUUGUAUCAUCUAUGCCGGUGACCGGUUCGUUUACCCGCACAGCUGUGAAUAAUGCGAGUGGUGUGAAAACGCCCUUGGGCGGCGCUGUAACUGGUGCAAUGGUUUUGAUGGCGCUGGCUUUUCUAACACAAACUUUCUACUACAUUCCAAAAGCAACAUUAGCCUCAGUCAUCAUAGCAGCCAUGAUUUCGCUGGUGGAACUUGAGCGUCUAGCCGAGAUAUGGAAAUCUAAAAGAAUGGAUCUCUUUCCCUUUUUCGUUACAUAUUUAACCUGUUUGUUUUGGAGUUUGGAGUACGGCAUUAUUUGUGGCAUCGUGGUGAAUAUCUCAUUUAUACUAUAUAGAAGCGCAAGGCCACAAAUUCAUUUAGAGAAGAAGAAGGUUAGCAAUUAUGAAAUAUGCUUUGUGGAUGUUAAGCAGCGUUUGGAUUUCGCAUCGGCGGAGUAUUUAAAAGAGAGAAUUAUUAAGUUUAUGAGCGGUAAUCGUUACGAUGUUAGUCUCAUUGUUAUUAAAGGAGAGGAAAUUAAUUCCAUCGAUUACACGGUCGCUAUGAACAUCAUCUCACUUAAGGAAGAUCUUGCGGUACUCAGUUGUGAUCUGGUGUGUUGGAAUUGGAAUCUAUCCACCGCUGGUGUCGUUUGCCGGUUGAAUAGCGAUUUGUGUAGCCUCUUUAAGAAUGAUCAUAGCAUCGAGGAGGUGGUGAAUAACUAUUAUUUAAAUCUACAAAGGAAAAAUGAGAGCUCCAUCGAUACUGUGUGCACAAACACUUCAUAGUUGGCUUUAUUUAACUAGUAUACGCGUACUUAACAGGUGCCAUUAAGUAAAAAUAGUAUUUGUUUAAAGUAUGUGUAAAUAUAUACAUACAUAUACAUAUAUUUGUUAGCUAUUAUAAUUUGACGGCCAAGUAUAGUAAAUAAACUUAUUAUUUAAUAAUAAGCAUAAUUAAGAGAGAACAACAAGUAUCAAUUAAAAGAAAGACAAUUAUUAAAUGUAAAAGACAAGAAAGACAAAAU
Molecule: messenger RNA, 2209 nt
Organism: Zeugodacus cucurbitae (melon fly)
Lineage: Eukaryota; Metazoa; Arthropoda; Insecta; Diptera; Tephritidae
Product: sodium-independent sulfate anion transporter
Exons: 10
Coding region: 111-1970 (619 amino acids)
Biological process (GO): transmembrane transport
Cellular component (GO): membrane
Molecular function (GO): sulfate transmembrane transporter activity
Source: RefSeq, a predicted model, not a curated record